UCGGUGCAUUUAAAUAAAAAAGCCAUUAUUCCGGCGAUGACAGCAACACACCUUUCUACGUCAGGAAGGAGAAAGCUACAGCUGGUGUGCUUCCAUUUGUGUCGGUGUGUACUCAGUGUGAGCUGCUCGUCUCCCCGUGUGUCUAUCUGUCCAUGCGCGCUGUGUAAACCUGCUCUAUCCGGACUAUUUUGCCGUUUCACCGGAUCUGUGGAAUGAGUUUUAUUACCAACUGGAGACGCAGCGUGAAGAAAAAUGAAAGCAAAAAUGAUGCUGUGGAGGGGCAAGACAUCCCUGACGGGCCAGACUCCCCAAACCGGUUGUCAGUCAUAAACAGUCCAGAGUUGGAUCCCAUCUUCACAGACUUCAAGUUCCAGCUCCCGGACAACAAAGAUGCUCUGCAAUCAACAAAUCCAUCAAAUGGGUGCUUGCAGUCAGACUUGUCGCUGGCUCUGGAGGACUGUAUGGCCGCCCUGGAUCUGUUCCUCAAAAACGACUUUGAGGAGGCGCAGACCCGGCUUAGAUGCAGAACCAAAGACAGCAUGUACCACGCCCUGACCUAUGCGACCAUCCUGGAGAUGCAGGCCAUGAUGACCUUUGACCCACACCACAUCCAGACUGCAGGAAACACCAUGAAAGAGGCCCAGGCCAUCUGUCAGCGGCAACGCAAGAAGUCAAGCUUCUCCAAAAGCUUCACAGAAGAGGAACUCCAUGCUGAGGUUUGCUACGCCGAGUGUCUCCUGCAGAGGGCGGCACUUACUUUCCUUCAGGAUGAAAACAUGAUCAGUUUCAUCAAAGGGGGAAUCAAAGUGAGGAACAGCUACCAGACAUACAAAGAGCUUCACACAGUCCUCCAGUCCUCUGGAUACUCUCAUGGCGACAACCACAACCAUUUUGAGUGUGGUGUUAAACUGGGAGUAGGAGCUUUUAAUCUAAUGAUUUCCAUGUUGCCCACGCGGACGCUCAAGCUGCUGGAGAUUGUCGGUUUCUCUGGUAAUAAGGAAUUUGGUCUCCAGCAGCUUCAGGAGGGCUCUGCAGAAAGCACAUUCAGGUCCUUCCUAUGUAACAUGCUGCUGCUUUGUUAUCACACCUUCAUGAGCUUUAUAUUAGGCACUGGAGAAGGAGACAUGGAAGAUGCAGAGAAACUGCUGCAGCCAUAUCUUAAAAAAUAUCCUAAGGGAUCGAUCUUCUUGUUCUUCGCUGGUCGAAUAGAGGAGAUCAAAGGCAACUUGGAUGGUGCUAUCAAGCGUUUUGAGGAGUGCUGCGAGGCUCAGCAGCCAUGGAAGCAGUUCCACCACAUGUGUUACUGGGAGCUAAUGUGGUGCUUCACAUACAAGAGGCACUGGAAGAUGGCCUAUUUCUACGCUGACCUGCUCAGCAAGGAGAACACCUGGUCCAAGGCUACAUAUGCAUAUAUGAAAGCAGCCUACCUCAGCAUGCUGACUCCGGAUGAUUGCCUAACCUUUGGGGAGACUGCGUUCACUCUGUUCAGGCAGGUUCCAGGUCUGAAGCAGAAAAUAGCAGGGAAAUCUUUGCCAACAGAGAAGUUUGCAAUCAGGAAAGCCCGUCGCUACCUUGCAGAAAACCCAAUUCCUCUUCCUGCUCCUCCACUGGAGAUGAUGUACAUCUGGAACGGUUACACAGUCAUUGGCAAACACAAAGACCUGACUGAAGGCAUGCUGCAAACACUGGAUGAGGCACAGACUAAUCUCGAGAGCAGCCCAAGGUCAGAGUUCACCAUUGAUGAUCAGUGUCUGCUGAGCCUCUUGAAGGGCCUGUGUCUCAAACACCUGGGGCAUCAAGAGGAGGCCGAACACUACUUUACCCUCGUCCUCUGCAAUGAGUCUCAGAUCAAGUAUGACCACUACCUGGUUCCUAAUGCCCUGCUGGAGCAUGGCCUGCUGUGUCUGGAGCAAGGCAGAAAAGCUGAAGCUAUAAGACUCCUAGAAACGGCAAAGCAAAAUUACAAAAACUACUCGAUGGAAUCAAGGACACACUUCCGUAUUCAGGCUGCUCUGCACAAGGCCAAGGGCAUGGGGGAGAACGGCAUCCAUGUUCCCUCCAGCCCAUAACAGACAGAGGAGGGCACACUAGAGCAGAGAUAGUUUCUGUUUCCAAAGUCCCACAGUACACUCAGACCAGACCAGCCCCACCCAUUUGGGCGGGUGAUUUGUUUUCCCAUCAGAAGGGUAGGGGAAGAUGGAUGCUUCUUUCUCUCAUUUGUGUUGCCCUUUCCGGCGACUGUAGUUGUGUGUGGCCCUGACUGGCUAAGGCAGCUUUGCUAUGCCCUCUUUUAGAGAGAUAUUAUGAUGAACGCCAUAUCCUUUUGUGAUUUGAAAUAGAGACAAGUUGAGAAAUGUGCCUAUAUUUAUGACCCAUUGCUUCUAGCAGGCUUGUUUGUUAAGCACUGUGGCCACCCAUAAGGGGCACACUACGGUAGGAAACAAGGUGACAUUUGUGUAGAAUAUAAAUUGCAGAUUGCCUCCACUCCUACCCCAGAAUAAAAAUUGGCCCAGGGUACCAACAACCCACCAUAUAAAUUACUGAUACUGACUCCACCUGGCCAGCAGCAUCAUUUUACCUGGUUGCUAAAAAGCUCCCACACCACUUAAUUAAUUACUUUAAUGUAAUUUUGUUAUUAUUGAUCAAAUAACUUGUUGGGAGAUGACAUAUUUAUGGCACAUAAAUAUGUGUUGAUAUAGUUUGACAGCAGGUCCACAUUAUAUCAUGCAACUCAUCACAUGGUCCAUAAAGACUAUGAGACUGUUUUGUAUUUUGUUACUUUUUAGAUUUUGAUUGACUGGUUUCACCAAUACUUAGAUAUUUGAUCAAAAUCAAUGUGACCUGGAUUAACCCUUAUACCGCAUAACCAUUGGUUGGUUGUCUUUCUCAGAGUGAGUUUCAUUUUAGGAUACUUUAUUUCAGUCUCCUUCUGAGACAUAAAUAAAUCUGCAAUCCUGUUACAAUUACCAUUACAUGUAAUGACUUUUGCACAGAUCUUAGAAAUCAGCCAGCCAUGCAAACUCUCCUAAAUCAAAGAAUCUCUUGCAGUGAGAGUUGUUCUUUACAUUUAUAUAUUGUAAAUGGCACCUUUUGCACAAAUUAUCCCAUUUUAAGAGGACAGAUGAAUGUGUCUUUUUUCUGAAAGGCAGACUCCCUCCUUUUCUCCUCCUGGUGUGUGGGACGGACUCCAACAGUACUUAAGCUUAAACAAACAACCCAUUCAUGCCGAGCAGCAAAGGACUGCGUGCUUGUCCGCCUGUUGCAUCUUUAGUGAGUGAUGACGGAUUGGGAACCACCAUAGUCUUCCUGCUUUGUGGACGUCCUCUGUUGCUCUUGUAUCAGCCAUGCUUGACUACAAUCAUCUAUACAAGGACAUGAACAUAAUAACCAUGCUCCUGUGUCAAAUAUUAAUCUGUAUAUGAAUAAACACUUGUUAUGACUGAUGAUAAACCGAAAGAAAGGGGUCACCUCUAAUCGCAUUGCUAGUGAGGUUAUUUGAAGGGCUGUGUCUCAACAACAGAGUGUCAAACUCAGAUGGUGUCUCAAGUGUUGAAAUUAGAGUACUGAUGAUUUAUUAAUGAUUAGAGUAAGGUUUGGGAUUCAAGACGAUAACCAGGAGUCAGUUUCAAUUUAAGUUUAAUGCCAAAGUAAAAUUUACUUUAAAUAUUGCUUUUACAGCUCUCUGAAAUAUUUAAAUAACAAAUUGUAUUUAAUUUUCUGAUAAAUAAUUAGGCUUAUUUUUCUUUUUUUUUUCUCCCUUUGGUUUUGCAGAUACUGUAUAGCUGAAAGAAACUAACCAAAUUUAGUGGCAUUCUGAUGUUAACAAGCAGCAUAUUUUUUGGGGCACGGCUACUACUGAGUAGAAUGAGAUUCCUGUACAUACUGAAUGUUUCUAUUGUAAUUUAAGACAAAAUGAUAAGCAACUAAAAAAACAUACC
This is a messenger RNA of Etheostoma cragini (Arkansas darter), 3938 nucleotides long. It is a transcript of the gene ttc39a, whose product is annotated as tetratricopeptide repeat domain 39A. Lineage: Eukaryota; Metazoa; Chordata; Actinopteri; Perciformes; Percidae. The coding region runs from base 213 to 2069 and encodes 618 amino acids. The record is from RefSeq and is a predicted model, not a curated record. Gene Ontology annotation, molecular function: protein binding. The transcript has 21 exons.